AUGGCAGGUGAUCUCCAUACCUUGGUAAAGACAUUGCCUACACUCUUUCAGAUAGCCAACCCAAUUCCAAAUCCCACUCCAAGCAAAGUAGCACAAUCUCUCACAAAGCCCAGCACUGGACUUUCUCAUCCUACAAAGGAUGAGAAUACAGAUUCAUCUGGCCAAGCUUUCUCCGGGAAAGUCAAGAAUGUGGCCAUUUUAAGACAUGUGUCAGCUGAGAACUUUGAACUCCAAAAUGAUUUCAAGGACCUGUUAGAUAAGGAGCUCAAACUACAAAGACAAGGAUGGAUAUUCUCAUCAUCUACUAUAACCACCAAUGUCUACCACGUCAAACAUGUUCAAGAAAUCAAGAACAGUCACCCUGAUUUGGUAAUCCUACUCUGUUUCACGGCCACAUCGAGAAUGGACUCAUCAUCCUUGGCGGAUAUCUACAAGCUACUAAAGAAAAGUCUAAAGUGUCCUAUAACCACGGUGGUCAUCAGAAACGGAAGGCUUUUCAAUGAGGCCAAAAUAGCAAAUGAUAACGACUUUGUUGAGAUCAAGUCGCAUUCUGUCUCCUAUGAAGGCUGUUUACAACCAACACCGAUGACCCUGAGCACUAUCAAGGAGUUGGUUGCACUGUUGACCAAAUAA
Acytostelium subglobosum LB1 is the source of this 633-nucleotide messenger RNA. RefSeq lists its product as hypothetical. The transcript has a single exon. The record is from RefSeq and is a predicted model, not a curated record. NCBI's taxonomy places the organism in Eukaryota, Evosea, Eumycetozoa, Acytosteliales, Acytosteliaceae. Bases 1 to 633 code for a protein of 210 amino acids.